AUGCUCCGAUUUUGGCAGCGUUUGGUGCUUUGUUCACCAACCACCCAGCAUUGUCGACCUGCCUUUUCUUUCCAGCAAAAAUUGUCCAACAUGAAAAGCAAAUUCAGCACGAUGCCGCCGCAUCCCUUACCUAACCGCUUAACCCCGAGGUGCAUGAUCUCUGUAGCUUACACUAGUGGAAGAUGGCUUAAUCGGGAUGAACUCGAACUAAGUUCUCGCCACAUUGUUCUCGACUUCUCAGCGCUUGGUGAUAAAGCUAUCAGUCUAUGCCCAAGAGCAACCAAGAUCGUCAAAUGUGAAAAGAGAGAAGGUGGAUUCAAUAGAGUCUUUCUUCUCACCAUGGAUACAGGUUCUUGUGUUGUGGCGAAAUUACCGACCAGUAUUGCCGGCCCACCAAGAUUAAUGAACAACUCUGAAGUUGCAACAAUAACAUAUUUGCAAUCCAAGAUCUCACUUCCGAUGCCGAGAAUCUUAGACUGGAACGAUGAUCCAUCAAAUCCAAUCGGCACAGUAUAUAUCAUCCAGGAGCAUGCUGUGGGUGUUCAGCUGCACCAGGUGUGGCCCGAAAUCAACUCGGAGCAACAUAUGCUAUGCACCAAGAUGCUUUCAUUGGCGAUAAGAGACAUGGCAUCCUUAGACUUCCCGGCCUAUGGCAGUCUAUACUUCUCAAAUGGACCACUAGAGCCGAACGUGAAGGUUCCUUUCGAGCCGGGCUUCUGUAUUGGUCCACACUGCAGUCCAGUUUUCUGGAAUCGGAGUCCGGGGGAACUUGAACUUUAUGGUGGUCCGAGUUCCAACUGUGGUCCUUACCUCACAAGCUAUGCUUUAGGCUUGGUAGAGACCGGUUUCUCUCGUUUACCGAAGACAGAUCCUGUCAACCACGAAUUACUCCCUCAUCAAGGAUCAGUUCAACAUCACAUCAGUCUUUUGAAAACAAGCUUAGAAGUGAUGCAGAAGUUCGCUAAAGAUACGUCUAUUCAGGAUGCCGCUACCCCAGCUCUUCUUCACCCUGAUUUCCACAAAAGGAAUGUCUAUGUCUCAGCCGAAGACCCAACUAUCAUUCCUGGUGUGCUUGAUUGGCAGUCAACAAGCAUUGAGCCUGCGUUCAUUUAUGCCAAUGAGACCCCUGAUUUUGCUGCACUGGCGGAGGAGCCAGAGGGAAACACGCUCGAGAACGGAGUCGAUAAGCACAGAGCUUCUGGCCAUAACGAACAGGAAUGGAAAGACGCAUCAAUCUGUUACCAGUCAUACGAUGUUUGCAUGAAGGGCCUCGCUCCUAAGCUACGCCCCGCGAGGUUACUUGAUCCGACCUUGUUUCGAGUUCUCCAAUAUUGCCAUACGACGUGGAGGGACAGCGCCAUGGCCAUCCGCCAAGAGUUAAUUGAGCUUUCAGCUCGCUGGACAGAACUGGGACUGCAAGGCUCAUGCCCAUUUUCUCCAACUGAAGAAGAACUCAGGGAGCACGCUCGAGACUAUGAAGACUUUGAGACCAUUCAAAAACUCAAACUAUGGCUUAGAAACUCCCUCAAUACAAAUUCGGAUGGCUGGGUUCUGAAUGAAUUAUGGGAUGCUGCGAGGGAUGCCCAUCGCGCGGCGUAUGAUGAAUGGAUCCAGACGGCCAGGGAAUCUGAGUCUCGUGGUGAUAGUCUGACGGUGGCAAAGGAGGACAAGUUAUGGCCAUUUGAUGCUGGAUAA
Molecule: messenger RNA, 1695 nt
Organism: Aspergillus pseudonomiae
Lineage: Eukaryota; Fungi; Ascomycota; Eurotiomycetes; Eurotiales; Aspergillaceae
Exons: 4
Coding region: 1-1695 (564 amino acids)
Cellular component (GO): mitochondrion
Source: RefSeq, a predicted model, not a curated record